Messenger RNA from Vanessa atalanta (red admiral), 4032 nucleotides. RefSeq names its product protein fem-1 homolog CG6966. Gene Ontology annotation, molecular function: protein binding. NCBI's taxonomy places the organism in Eukaryota, Metazoa, Arthropoda, Insecta, Lepidoptera, Nymphalidae. The record is from RefSeq and is a predicted model, not a curated record. Bases 142 to 2133 code for a protein of 663 amino acids. The transcript has 10 exons.
AAACGAUUUAUGGGACGGCAUACGCAAAGAGUGUAGUCGUUGAUAAAACUCAAAUAUUUACAAGAAGUUUAAUGCUUUCUCAGCUCAACUGACUUGCCAUUCAUAGUUCGAAAAACUAAUUAGUGUAAAGUGCGUACGUUAAUGAAAUGUGAUAUGAAAAUGUCAGCGGGCGUCUGGGAUCUGAUUGACUUGGUGCCCGUGAGGUGCCAGUGGAUCGAAAGACUACGUCACUGCGGGAAGACUCUCCUGAGGAGACAAAGACGACUGAUAAGAAGACUUAAAAAGAUGUACCUACACAGUUGGCGCUCUGAUGAGCUAAGCAUGUUAGUGGGUGCUAAGACGACGGGAGCGACGCCGCUUGUCAUUGCCUGCAGGAACGGCCACUACGAUGUCGCGGAAUAUCUUAUAGAGCGUUGUAAAGCGGACAUCGAACAGCCCGGAUCAGUAACAUUCGACGGUGAGACAAUAGAGGGCGCUCCCCCACUUUGGUGUGCGGCCGCGGCGGGACACCUCCCGCUAGUGCGGUUGCUGGUUCGCGCUGGCGCGAAUGUCAACUCCACGACGCGCACGCACAGCACGCCGCUCCGAGCAGCAUGCUUUGACGGACACUUUGUUAUUGUUAAGUUCCUAGUUGAGAAUGGCGCAGACAUAGAAAUAGCGAAUCGACACGGCCACACGUGUCUCAUGAUAGCUUGUUAUAAGGGCCAUAUUCACAUAGCGAAGUAUCUUCUCUCCCUGAACGCCGAUGUUAAUAGAAAGAGCGUGAAAGGCAACACAGCCUUACACGACUGCGCCGAGAGCGGAUCUCUACAUAUACUUAAAAUGCUCUUAGGUCACGGUGCAACAAUGGAUGUCGAUUCUUAUGGCAUGACUCCUUUACUAGCGGCAUCUGUAACCGGUCACACGCACAUAGUGGAACACCUCAUCAAUGCAGAACACGGACUAGUGUCGAGACAGCAACGCAUCGAUGCGUUGGAGUUGUUAGGCGCGACGUAUGUCGACAAAAGACGCGAUAUGGUCGGUGCGCUUGCGCUAUGGAAACGCGCGAUGGAUGACAGAUUUCCAACAGACGACAGUGAACCAAUACACAAGCCAAAAGACAUUCCUCGAAUAGAGGCGUAUGACUACGCGGUGGAACCUAGCAACGCGCAACAAUUAGAAGAACUGCUAGCCGACCCGGAUGCCAUGAGAAUGCAAGCCCUCGUCAUCAGAGAAAGGAUAUUAGGGCCGGCGCACCCCGACACGUCGUACUACGUGCGCUACCGCGGCGCCGUGUACGCGGACGCGGGCCGCUUCGCGCGCUGCCGCCAGCUGUGGCACCACGCGCUCGACAUGCAGCGCGCCGUGCUGCCGCCGCUGUCGCCGCUCACGCAGUCCAGUCUCUACAGCUUCGCCGAGCUCUUCUCCUACAUGCUGGCCGAGCGCGCGCGCCCGCCGCUCAGAGGUCGCAUCGUUCCACCAGUGACGUUCGAAGACAUAGACCCAGUAUUCAGGAAAGCAUUAUCAGAAAUAGAGAGAGGGAUGGCGUUACUUGAAUCAAAACUAAGUAUCGAUAGAGAAAACACAUUGACGACACUACAGAGGGUGCUCGUUAUAUCGCUCCAUUUGGCGUCGCUAAUGGCGAAGCUGCUCGAGGAACCAGAGUGCACGGAGGAAGUUUCCAAGAUGAUCCAUAAGGCUGUCUACUCACUUGUCAAGUUAGAUAUUAAGGUGCGGCAGGGGCGCUCGGCGCUGCACGCGGCGUGCUCGGCGGAGGGCGGGCGCGCGCGCGGCGCGUGGGGCGAGGCGGCGUGCCCCGCGCUCGUGGCGCUCAUGCUGCGCCUCGGCGCCGACACGCACGCGCGCGACGCCGACGGGAACACGCCGCUGCACCUCAUCUGCAAGCUGAACCCGUGUCCCGGGGAAGUGGUACGAGAACUCCUAUCCUACGGAGCACACAUCGACACGGUCAACUACGAAGGGGAAACGCCCGAGGAAAUCCUCAAAGCGUCCCAACAGAGCCUCGCUGCCAUAGUGAAUCCGUUGAAAUUCACGACAUUAAAAUGCCUCGCAGCGCGCACGGUGAAGAACUAUAGACUGCCUUAUAGACAUGUCGUACCACAGUGUUUGCAUUCGACUAUCAUUACUCAUUGAAAUUGCUCUGUGUUUCGCCUACUCUGUGCAUUGCGUUGCAUUAUUGUGUCAAGUUGAAACUUUCGUCACUUAGUGUCUAGUUGUCUAUGUUACAGGACUCAUCUUCGCGAUGUGUUCUAGACGCCAUUCAUAUAGACUAUAUUAAUAGAUGCUUAGAUCGAGAAACGUAUGUCGAAUAAUAAAAUUUAUUUUUUCACCAGACUUAUCAAUUAAAUUGGACACUCGUUUUUAUAGUGAAUCCGCGUAGUUAAAGUUUACUCGUUUUUUGCCGUUGCAAUUUUUAGAUAUAGACGGCCAUUUGAUGUUACUAUUUGAAUUAAGAACUGCUUGACAGCUGUCAGACUGACGGAUCUCAUAACUGUCUAUGACGUGUAGUUUUUAUCUGUAUUAGGGCUUCAACCAUUUAUUUCGGAAAAUCUCGUUCAACGUGUAAUUUGAACUUGGAAACUUAAAAAAUAUGCUAUAUUGAAUAUUUCAGUUGUAUUUGGUGUUAAAGUAAAUGUUAAGAUAAUUCUGUCUUGUUAACAUUUAGAGUUCGAACACAGCCUUUGGAACACAAAAUAGCCUUCUUGUAGAACUUGUCUUGUUUGCACAUAUUGUACUAAAUAUAUACACAUUGUUUUGUAUGGUGUUUCUAUGAACAAUAUAAUUUAAUUUUCUUUUAAAAUAGUUUUUAUAUGUAUUUACAAAACAGACAUUAUUUGAAUAUUAAAGCAAAAUUGUGAUGUGACAGUUUAUCCAAACGAAACAUCACCUUGAACCUUACACAAAAAAUAUUUCAUUUUAAUAUAUAUUAACUUAUCUAUAUUUUAUAUAAUACAUUAAGGCAGCUUCAAAAAUUAUAGUAAUUAUAAUAUAAAAAAUAAAUGAACAACUUAGUUCAAAGACAUCUUUAUGAAAGAUUGUAGUUUAGGCUUUAGCAAUAAAUAAUUGAGCCUUUUGAUAUAUAUUCCCCUUAGUGUGACAUUAAUUAUAUUAAAAUCAUGUCGAAUUUAUUAAGAAGGAUACACUGUUGUUUGUUUAAAUUCGAUUUUCACAAACGUCAGAAUAUUUCAAAAAUUAUUCAUGUAAAAAGGUUACAUAUUCAAAUAAUUGUUUUAUAUAAUAUUAAAUAAAAAAUCUAAUGAUAUUUUCAUUAUAUCUUCGUUUGAUGAAAAAUAUUAUUACAAUUAAUUCAUAAUUGAAAAAAGAAAGAAAUAUAUUGACUGUUCUAUAAAUUAAUAUUUUAUUAUGUGUGUUUAAAUUUACCUGUAUAUAGUAUGUAGAAUAAUUAUGUAUGAAUAUUUGUUUACCCUUGAUAAUGUCAUUGGUUUGAAAUUAUCCCACAUCUUUAAACUAGUUCGUGAAACGCUGAUCAGUCAGAUUAACUAAAGUCAUUUUAAUCUGAAUGGUCAUUGGUAUGACAUAAGUGAUAUUACUUUAAAUAUAUAGAAUGAAAUUUAAGAUAAAAAUGCAAUUAGAGUCCGUUUUUCUUUUUUAAAUAAUAUUUUUCACCCUAAAUUUUGUGCUAUUUUAAUGUAUAAAAUAUCAAAUAAAUGUGUCACGUAAACCAAAAACGCACCAAAAUAAAACGUCCGAAGUAUUAAAAUCAGCAAAUGACUUAACAAUUAUGCCUUAAUGUUUAAUCGUCAACCUUCAAAGAAAGAAGGUUCUAUUGUUCGACUAUGUAUAUUUUUAUGUAUGAUGAAUUUUUUCACCAAAUAUAUAUGUGUAAAAAUGUUGACACCUAAAGUAAUAUAAGUUUUAUUUUAUCAUAUAAAUGUUAACCUAUUAUGUUGUUAUGUUGUCACAUUACCGUGUCAUAACUCAUAUGAUGUUUACGAUCUGUAAUCUCUAUUUUUCUGUUUAGCGAAACCCGACAAUAUAAUCAUGUUAUUUAUCAGGAUUCUUGUAUAAUUC